UGUGACGUCAUCUCCGACGCAGCUCUGUAAGGGGAACCUCCGUAUUCAGUCUUCGCGCGGUAUUUGGUUUCUGCGUCCCAUAAAUGAUGGUAAAAAUGCUGCCCUGACAUUUUAUAUUUAAUGUUUAUGUGCUCUUUCUGAAUUGAAGAGACCGUACGGAUAAAAACGUUAGCCAUGUAGCUAGCUCGGCUGAAAAGUAGCUGUAGUUCGUUGCCAUCAAUGGAGAGAGUGUCAAAACCAUCCGUCGGGCGAGAGAAGGAGCUCUCUGUCGGUGUGAUGUCUGACAGUCUGUCUCUACCCUCCUACAAAGACUACCCCGCAGGCCGCCCCUUUGUCAACACCUCUCUACCCUCCUACACACUCACAACUCGCAACACACACGUACCCUGCCGGACACUUCCCAGCAAGGCAUUCCCAGAAAGCAGCAGUGCAGCGAUCCUGUCUGCUCUGAUGAACCUACAGGAGAAGAUUAGGAAGCUGGAGUUGGAGAGAGGCAGAACGGAGCGGAGUCUACACAGCCUGAAGAAAGAGACCUCACACACUGACUUAAGGAGUGACACACACAAACCCACAGACACACGCGAGAGGGAGACCAGCAACCAGUCAGAACCCAACCCAGGUGAGCGACGUGAUCAUUUUUGUUUGAGAGUAAACAGAUGCUCACCCUCUCUGUCUCUCUCCCCCUCGGUCCCCUCAGUGUUAGUGACUCAGCUGGCUGCAGCGGAAGCUCGCUGUAAGCUGUUGGACAGACAACUGGAGUACAUGAGGAAGAUGGUCCGCAACGCAGAGGCCGACAGAACAACCCUGCUCAAACGCCAGGUUUCCCUGGAGAUGACCAGGUCAGCUGCUCCCGCCCCUGACUCCACCCACCAGGCCCAGUUAGAGAAGCUGGAGCUACUGGAGCAGGAAUACCAGAGACUGACCCGCACACAGAACCAUGCAGAGAGGAAGAUUCGUGAGUUGGAGCUGAAACUGCUGGAAGAAGAACACCAGAGGAAACUGGUCCAGAACCAGGCCAACCAGUUACAGACAGGUCUGGAGGCCAAUCGUAUCCUGAUCCGGUCUGUGUCGCUCUCACCCCGCCUUCCCAAAGCCAGAAGCACAACCAGAGAGAAGAAACACUUCUCCAAGAAACCCGCUCUGCAGCAGGCCUCACACACGCAGCCACACUACAGGCUGAGCCUAGGAGACGUCCCAUUUGUAGCAGGGAAGUCUGUAGGGUGCAGUCACUCGGUCAGGGCCAACGUCCAGUCUGUUCUCUCCCUGCUGAAGCAGCAUCAGCCCCAGCUAUGUAACGCACGCGUCCUCUCUCACACCCCUCUGGCCCAGCAAGCCAAUGGCAGCCACUCUGACAGUGGCUCCUCCUCUUCCUGUGGGGAGGAGCUAUCGGACCUCCUGCUGGCCCUGCAAGAUGAACUGGGACACAUGAGUCUUGAGCAGCAGGAGUUGGUGCGGCAGGCUGAGGCCUGUGUGUGUGAGCAGGAGAGGAGGGGGGUGGAGAGAGAACAGAAGGCUCUACUCAGGAGAAUGGAGAGAAAAGGAGAGCAGAUCAGCAAGCUGCGCAGACACCAAGCACAGGUGAAGAGGUUUACGAGGGAUGCUCGUGGUCAGAAGCAAGGUGGAGAGGUGAAGGUGACCACACGCAGUCGCUCUGCCGGAGCAGUCAAGGUUGGACCGGGGGACCGUAGCAGGGAAAGUCUAACACUGCUCAGGGACAUGAGGUGCCUGCAGACCUCGCUACGCCCCAACCAACCACAAUGGAGCUACUGACCACAACGGGACCAACCUCACUGACGUGACUGAGACGCUGUCACUCACCAGACCGCAACAGGAACUGGACCAUGAUGCUGCAGAUCAGACUAUCAACCUGAACUUCUCUGAUGGCUGUCCCGUGGGUGUUGUCGUGUAGCGAAGAGGAAUGAGGCCUACCAAGGACAUUUGGAAGAGGAGGAUGAUGAAUAACUUCCAGGGACAUGGGGAUGUAGAGAAGGAUAAUAUAUUGUAUUUCAGAGGUCUUUUGUAGAUCAGCAUAGCAGUGACAUCAUACAGACUCUCUGCAGAGAGAGAACACUCCUCCUGAUGUGUGCAGUAUAUCUGCUUCAUCUAUUGGCUCUCCCAGGGGUUUAACAGGGUGUGUUGUAGAAAUCUGAUUCUGUGUGUUCUACUGUUGCUGCAAACUUCAGCUCACAGCAACAGACUGAGUUGUGUGUGUAGUUUUGUGUAUUAAAUGGUGUAACCACUCUGCUCUGCAAUGAUUCCCAGAGAUGAAGACACAUUUGAGUGUGUGAGUAGGGAACGAACAGGGGUGUGGGUUGGGAAGCCUUACGACUUCCCUAAAGAUGGUGUGUGUGUGUGUGUGUGUUGAGGAUUACGGUUGGUUCCUUGGACCAACAUUUUAAAUUUGUUAGACAAGUUACACAAGCCGUAAUUAUAGAAAUCUAUCAAAUGGACUGAAAUAAACUAUUUUCUAGUGUU
Salmo salar (Atlantic salmon) is the source of this 2475-nucleotide messenger RNA. It is a transcript of the gene cep57, whose product is annotated as centrosomal protein 57. The record is from RefSeq and is a predicted model, not a curated record. NCBI's taxonomy places the organism in Eukaryota, Metazoa, Chordata, Actinopteri, Salmoniformes, Salmonidae. Gene Ontology annotation, molecular function: microtubule binding; identical protein binding; gamma-tubulin binding. Gene Ontology annotation, cellular component: centrosome.